AUGAUCAUGCAUGUCGACGAUGGUCUUACGCUUGCUCCCUUGACAUGGCUCAAGCAGAAGUACAUCCCUACAUUGCAAUCGCGUUUCGAGAUCUCGGUAGAGAUUGCGUACAAGAAUGGAGAUGUCUUUUCUUUCUUGAAGAGAAAGCACACUAUUUUGGAAUCUGGGAUUUUAGUGGAAGCUUCGAGCAGCUACAUACGACACAUGGCCGAAGUACUUGAUGUCAAGCACGGAUCGAAGCAUAACACACCAUAUCUUCCAGAGCUAAUUCGUGAAGAUGUAUCUGGUCCUCUUGACCCUGUUCGAGCAGGGAAGUUCAGGAGUGCACUGGGUAUUGCAUUGUAUUUGUCAAGUGAUCGCAUUGACAUCUGCUACUCUGUCCGACUUUUGGCAGGAUUCAUGUCAAAUCCCACCGAACAGGCAUGGAAAGGAUUGAUCAGACUAGCGAAGUAUCUGCUUAACACUGCUGAGUAUGCCACGUUGCUUUCGCCCAAGCUUCCUGGAUCCACAGUCUUCCGCGAGGCAAAUCACGAUGAUAUGCCCAACCGAAUUGAGAUCUACAGCGAUUCUGAUUGGAGUGGACAUCGGGUUACAAGAAAGUCUUUUGGAUCCGCGUCGUAUGCAGUGAAUGGUUGUGUGUUCCAUCACAUCUGCAGGUCACAUCGCACUGUGAGUCUUUCAUCAGCAGAAGCCGAAUGGUAUGCUGCGAUAAGUGCUGCUUGCGAAGGAAUUUUCCUGAGGGCGAUUUUCGUCUUCAUGGCGGCGAUUACAGAAUGCUCCUUGGAUCUUAAGAUAGACAAUUCAGCAGCGAGACAGCUCGCCUUACGCCAAGGCGUUGGGGACAAGACUCGCCAUGUAGCUGGUCGUCUCUUGUGGUUGCAGCAAUCAGUGCGUGAGAAGAUCAUCGAUGUUGGAGCAAUUGCAAGCAUUUUCAAUCUUGGCGAUUUAUCUACAAAGAUGCACAGUGCCAAUCGUUUGCGAGCCUUACUGUUCUUGCAUGGUUUCGUUGAUGCUUUGACAGGAAAGGCUAUUGGCGAGGAAGAGUUUGCGCAAAUGGCUCUGCAAGAUCAAGCAAAGAUGCAGGUGAAGAGAGUUCGUACUGAAUAUGCUCGGCAGCAUGGAGUGACCGGUUCCUUGAAGGGCGAAGCAAGCAGGCUGACGAAACAGGUAGCACUUCUUACUCUUCUUUGUUUGCCUACAACUGGAGAUGCAGCAGAGGCGGCGAAUCCGUACCAACGUCAUGGCAUGGCGAACGUGACUUGGGCUACCGUCCUGUUGUGCUGUGGUUUGUGCAUUUACCGGGCCUUGAGCUGGGCCAGAGACUUCCAUGGUUUCGACAUGAACAGUCUUCUGGAAAUGAGCUCGCAAGACUUUGCGACCAAGAUGAUCAUGAGUUUCAUCUUCCUGUGUGGACUGAUGCCGGAGUCUACCAUGGAGCAGUACAUGUGCUUCUUUCUUCUUGGGGUGGUGUGGACCAUGCGUCGCUACAUUCUUCAGCUGGAGCACAAAUUGCAACUGACGAGUACUGAGCCAACUGAUGGUGAGCUGAUGCGAGUCCGUUCUGAUGCCAAUGUGAGAAUCGUGGCGCGUCUCACGUCCCCUGCCAUCAUGCAGGUCCAGAAGAAGCUGAAGGAAAACAGCGGCCCCGGAGGGAACAAGAAGUCCUGGCAGAAGCGAGUUGCCGAGUUCUUGAAAGAUCGAGACCACGAGGACGUCCAAACCAGAAGGAGAAGGCUGAGGGAGAAAUCCACGGUAGAGCCCCAGAGAGUGGCCACAUACCAGUGGAUGCUGGACAUCAACCACAGCAUGCGCUGGCUGGGCCACUCCCUAAGUGACUUCUUUGUCAGCAAAGACGACAUCAAGAAGAGCGAGCAGCCGCCCACUCUUCUGCUGACCACAGAUCAAGAAGGGACUCAGAUUGCAGCCGCCAACUAUCUUAGAUGGCAGCUUGGGGCAUGCAUCGAACACACGUACGAUCCGCAGCACCGCAGAUCCAAUGACUGCACCCUGGCAUUGGCUCAGGCAGGCAUCCUCAAGCAGGCCUGCCACGCGGUGAGCCUCUACAACCUUCAGGACGGACCUUUUCAAAAAGGAGGCUUUCACGAGCAGGUAGUGGAUGCGGCCAGGGAAAUGAAGGAAGGGAUGAACCCUAACGACGAUCUGCUCAAGUUUUUUUUCGAGGACAUCCUGCUGGACCUUGGCGAGGGCCUGGAGAACAACAACGAGGCCAGGAGGAAGCAAUACCUGGAAGACCUUCCCAGUUCCCCGAUCGUUACGUCCAAGGGACCCAAGGCGAGCACAAGUCGCUUCAACUCGCUCCAGCACUCACAAGAACACCUAGACCGACAUUGGAGCAGCUUUGCUUUGAUCCUCACCGUCAUCUGCCUAACCCAGAAGUUUGUUGAUUUUGCCGACGAGCUGUGGGCUCCGGAGGGCGCCCUCAGAGCCAUACAGAAGGAGCAGGCUCCGCAAAGCGCCGCUCAGGCCAAGAAGGAGGCAAAGGAGACCCUGGCUAAGAUGAGAUCCAAAGCUCAAAACACACUGCACCUGUACUGCAAGUGGAUGAACGAUCCCGUGAACAAGAACCUGGCCCGCGUGAUGUUUUAUCUGCACAAGCCAGAAAGCGACGACAGCGGCCGCAUGCUAGCACACAUGCGUGGCGCAGACGCUUGCAGGGAACAGUUUCGUGAGUGGAGCCAGUGGAGCUUCAUGGAGAUUGCCAAUAAGCAGAUUGCAGUGUUGAGCAACCUCACCUUGCUAUCCAGAAUGGGCUUCGAGAUGAGCCGCAGCCAGAGAGCCAAGAGCGAACUGAGUGAAGACAAACUGCAAAGCGAGGACGCGCUGGCAAAGAAAUGCUGGCUGGUGUUGUUCAAGCUACUGAAGUACCGCCUGGGCUCCAUGGCUUGGCACACCUGGUCUCUCCCUGGGGCGUGCGCAGGACUGCUGGACGAGGACAACGUCAAGCAGCAGGAAACCCGCUCCUUCCUCUGCGCAAUCGACAAGGUCGUCCUGGCUUGCGAGGAGAAGAUAGCCUUCCGCUUGCGGAUAAUAUUUUCUACCAUCAACUAA
Messenger RNA from Symbiodinium natans, 3069 nucleotides. NCBI's taxonomy places the organism in Eukaryota, Dinophyceae, Suessiales, Symbiodiniaceae. The record is from the annotation of a GenBank genome assembly.